GAGCAUGGAUGGCAUUGAACACUUUCGCCGACGGACCUCUGUAUGACAGUGUGAUCUUGUGGCCGGAGUUCGUGGGAAUCCUCGGUGCGUGCUUAGUGGCGGCAUGUCUCUUCACCACCAGAUACAUUUGGAAGAAGGUGGUUUUCGUCCACUUCUACUUCCUCGGCUGCGGAGCACUUCUUCUCGUCAUUAGCGGGGUUUUGUGUAUUAUCAGAGAAGCACAGCCAAUUACCGCACUCUACCUGGGCGCGAUAGGUCAUGGUGUGAUUUAUAUCGCUGGACUCACUUACAUUCACUUCAGAGCGUCCGGAAGACGAGCCUUUAGACUGGCUCUCUGCCAUCUGGUCUAUAUCAUCGGCUACACGACGGCCGUGCACGGGAUCUUCAUCUACGGCCUGGUCAAUUUGGUCUACACCGUCGGAAACUUCAUCCUCUACAGCGCAGUUUCGGCUGUUGCACUCUUCCUCAUCAACGAACUGGCUCAUGGCUUGGGCCUCUAUGACUACAAGAAGUGCCUGGACAGCGAAUUGCACCUUGCCAAUGAGAAGAAGGAUGGAUUCCAGAGUGCUCUCACACUGGAAGCUCAUGCGCCUCAGGACAGCAAUUACUGGGCAAACAGACUUAACGUCCAACCGAUUGUGUUCACAGCGCGUCUCAAGGCAAGAAUACCACAGCAGAACAUCCUCACGCUGGGACUGAUCCUGAGCAAGAUAAAGAACGCCCUCGUCUUCAUCUGGGCCUUCAUGCUAUUCACAAUUCUCACAACUGCAUACCUGGGAAACGGUCUGGAGUUCGUCUAUCUCUACUUCCUUCUCGGUGGUGUUCUCUUCGGCUGCGUGAUCUCGCUAACAGUUAACGGCAAGCAUCUCUACACUGUCUUCACCCUGGCAUUCUCCAUCUGCCUCCUGACCGCCGCGAUUCUCUUCUCCGUCGAACUCUUCGAUCAAUCCGCCGUGUUCUUCUGGCUCUUUUACUUCUUCCUUGGAUUCGGUUACUUCCUGCCCGACAUUGGCAUCCUCGAUGUCACUGAUCUCAAGUUCUCCGAAGUCGCACUGGCCGGAGGAUACUUCAUCCAGUACUUCCUCAUUGCUCUCACGAAGUUCGGCCACUGGACAGAUCCUUACACUCCCAUCGACGCAAAUACCUUGCUGUGGUCCUACUCAGGAUCAUUUGUGGGCGUUUCUCUGCUGCUCCUCAUCAUCAUAGCAGUGCUGCACCCAAAAACCCUCAACCUAUCACUGCUGGACAUUCAGUACGCCAUCAUGUACAAUGAGGAUCGAUGGAAGGCGAAGAAUCACGAGAUUCUUGCCUCUCCACUUCCUCAGGCUGCUCCUCAGUCUGUUCCUCAGAUCAUCAGCACAACGCCGUCUCAAGUGUCUGACGAGCGACCGGCCUUCAUGAGAGCUCAGUCGCAGCCUCAAACCCCAGGACUUCAAGUCCCGGUAAGUCAACCAAGGCGCAUCUCGCAGGGAACGGACUUGCCGCUCUUCCAUCAUCCUUGGUAUCCGCAGCAGUCAAGCAAUGAUCCUGUGCCGACUCGAAAUGGCGCCAACGGACACGACAACCCAGGCUUCGAUUAUGGGAGCGUGAAGACGCGCCAAAUAGUGCCCAGAGUCAAUAAUUUAGUUGGGCAGUAAUUCAUUUCUACCCCAAGACUAAUGAG
This is a messenger RNA of Phlebotomus argentipes, 1663 nucleotides long. RefSeq lists its product as uncharacterized. The coding region runs from base 9 to 1637 and encodes 542 amino acids. NCBI's taxonomy places the organism in Eukaryota, Metazoa, Arthropoda, Insecta, Diptera, Psychodidae. The transcript is spliced from 2 exons. The record is from RefSeq and is a predicted model, not a curated record.